Molecule: messenger RNA, 4250 nt
Organism: Pelobates fuscus (common spadefoot toad)
Lineage: Eukaryota; Metazoa; Chordata; Amphibia; Anura; Pelobatidae
Gene: CACNG3
Product: calcium voltage-gated channel auxiliary subunit gamma 3
Exons: 4
Coding region: 2042-2995 (317 amino acids)
Biological process (GO): neurotransmitter receptor transport, postsynaptic endosome to lysosome; neurotransmitter receptor internalization; regulation of AMPA receptor activity
Cellular component (GO): AMPA glutamate receptor complex; postsynaptic density membrane
Molecular function (GO): channel regulator activity; voltage-gated calcium channel activity
Source: RefSeq, a predicted model, not a curated record
AGAGAGAAAGGGUGAGAAGGAAAUAGAGAGAGGAAGAGAGAAGAGAGAGAGAGAGAGGAAGAUUAGAGGGGGAGUUUUGGAGCAACAGGGAAAGAUUGAGCUAUAAGAGAGAGACAGUAGUGACAGAAGGAAGAAGUGUGAGAGAAAAAAUAGAUAAAUCUAGAGGCAUGGGAGAAGGAGAGAUACAAUAAUGGGAUAAAGUGGGGUGGGGGUAAUAGACAAGAAAAGAUGAGAAGAAGAGUAGGCGAGGGUGAGAGGGAAAAGUAAAGGAGGAGAGAGUAAGAAAGAGAAAAAGAGAGUGAGGCAAUGAGGUUAGAGAGUGAGUGGGAGAAUGAGUGAGUGAGUGAGUGAGUAAAUGAGACAGACAGACAUAAACAGAGAAUGUGAGAGAGGUAGAGAGAAUGCAGACAGUGCUCUGGGAGACCCACUGUAAAUGUGAGAGAGAGAUAAAAAAAAAGAAAGAAGGGGAGAGGCAGAGAGAGAGAGAUGCACAGGAGUGAGGGAGACAGAAUAGGGGCAGUAGAGGAUGCAGUUUGGGAAUGUAUCACUAUGUAACUCAUUGUGAGAAGAUCUGAGUUCUAUACUCACCAUUUCAGAGAUCUCUGCACUCUGGGCACAGUGGGCUCUGGAUGUCUGUGAAGAGCAGGAUGGGCUCCCAGGGUUCCAGGAGGGCCCCCCUCUGAGUAUACUGUCUGCACAGGAGCAGGCUUAGCAUCAACAGGAGCCCAGCAGCCCGGAGAGAGACAGGCUCCUCAUGAAGCUCUUACCUGAGUAUGACAUUCAACUUGAAAGUCUGACGUUAAAUGGAUGGAUGUCAGAUGUAAGAAGUGGUGAUGAGCUCAGAUCACUUGCACCACUUUCAACUCAAACCCUAGGGGAGGUGCAGUAGAUUUUUUUGUGAAGCUAUUUCAGCCCCCGGUAGGAAUGCAGGAGGUAAGUGCUCAAUUACACCACAACCAGCACUUUGUUCCUUCCUCAGACACUUUGGAUUGCUGAUUUGCCCCUUUUGAUUAUAAAGUCUGAUAUAAUUUUGGCUUCAUGAACAUGAUGAGACAACUCAUUUAGCAACAACCUGAGCUAUGGCACCUUCAAAUGGUCGAUCUUACGAAAUCAUAAUCUUUUCUUUCUUGUAGCUGGUCUUCCCUAUAGUAUUUGCCUAUUCAAUGAUAAUGGCUGUGUUAUGUAAGCAUGGUAGGUUACCAUUAAAAUAAAUUUUUCUUGGACUGAGGAGAUAAAAUAUUGUCUGGAGCUGUCCACUCAGGACCACCAAUCAGACCUCUGUGAGGAGAAAUUCCUGGGGAGCUGUUCCUUCAGGACCACCAAGCAGACCACUGUGAGUAGGAGAAAGUCAUAGGGAGCUAUCCAUUCAGGACCACCAAACAGACCAGUGUGAGUAGUAGAAAGUCCUGAGGAGCUGUCCAUUCAGUACCACCAAACAGAUCACUGUGAGGAGGAGGAAGUCCUGGGAGCUGUCCCUUCAGCACUACCAUUUGGUACUUUGUAGACACACAGAAAAGGGCCACCUGCUGACUCUCAGCAUCUCAAUACUUCUCAUUCACAUCCAAGGAACGAGCAUCGGGUUCACCUCAUGAGGUUUACCAGGAUAUUGUGGGUUCUGGUUACGUGAUGGCAGUCAAGGAAGACUUGUGAAGGACACAUUUAACCUUAAUAGUGAAUUGUGUACAAGGCAGCUCCAGGGGGAUUUGGGGUGAUUGGCAGAAGGAGAUAGAGACUUGACAAAAGGUGACACAUAGAACCGUGAAGAAGAAUUGGGGUCAAACCUAUGCCUUAAAUGAGAUGACCAGGCAAUAUGUAUUAAUGUCUCUCAAGUAAUCUGUGAGUUUCUUCCUAGUGUUUCACUGAACAUCUUCAUUAUUAAUUUUCUGAAAACAAAACCAAUAUAAAGAGCAACUUUUUACUGGGAAUAUGAAAUGUUUGAGGUGGUGACGGUUUUAGUCACAAGGUGCGACCCUCCAGGAGGGAAAGACAAGAACCAACACAUGUUCCUCUCUAGCUGGGAUCCUAAAUAUCAUGAUUAAGCAUGAGGAUGUGUGACAGAGGUGUCCAGAUGUUAAUUACCACUGUGGGUGCCUUUGCAGCGUUUAGCCUGAUGACCAUAGCUGUGGGCACAGAUUACUGGCUAUACUCCAGAGGUGUCUGCAAGGCUAAGUCCACUAAUGACAAUGAAACCAGUAAGAAGAACGAAGAGGUGAUGACCCACUCAGGGCUUUGGAGAACCUGCUGCCUUGAAGGAGCUUUCCGAGGAAUGUGCAAGAAAAUUGAUCACUUCCCGGAGGACGCGGAUUAUGAGCAAGACACGGCGGAGUAUUUACUGCGUGCUGUCCGAGCUUCCAGCAUCUUCCCUAUACUCAGCGUUGGUCUCCUGUUUUUCGGUGGUCUAUGUGUUGCUGCCAGCGAGUUUUACAAGAAUAAGCACAAUGUUAUACUCAGCGCGGGGAUCUUCUUUGUAUCAGCAGGAUUGAGCAACAUCAUUGGAAUCAUUGUCUACAUCUCGGCUAAUGCCGGCGACCCAGGGCAGAGUGAUUCCAAAAAAAGCAACUAUUCCUAUGGCUGGUCCUUUUAUUUUGGGGCUUUGUCUUUCAUUAUUGCGGAGAUGGUGGGCGUUCUAGCUGUGCACAUGUUUAUCGAGAAGCACAGGCAAAUAAGAGCCAAAUCUCACUCUGACCUCUUCAGAAAAUCUGCUUUCUCCCGCAUUCCCAGCUAUCGGUACCGCUUUCGAAGGCGUUCCAGCUCACGCUCCACUGAGCCGAGAUCCAGAGAACCUUCUCCUGUUGGUAAGAGCUUCCACACUAUUCCCACUAGUGAUAUAUCCUUGUAUACAUUAACUGCACGUGACCCUACCAAGGUGACUGUGGGCUCCCUGCUAAAUUCUGAAAGGGAACACAAUUUUCUUCAAGUUCACAACUCUAUCCCGAAGGACUAUAAAGAAUCUUUGCACAAUAAUCCUUCCAACAGGCGCACUACACCUGUCUGAAUCCUUCUUACAGAAGACAGAAGAACACAUUUAAACUGCUAGAACCUGGUGGGGAACCCAAAAGCCACCAUGGAAGAUGGGGGAUGCUGCUUCCCUUGCAGUACCUCCAGGAAAACAUCAAGGAGCAUCAGGAAGAUAUUCACCUAACACCCUACCAUCAGAUGCAACAAAUGCUGGAAAUCGAGAUCUGUGUGACUACCUGUCAUGUAUUGUAUUAGUAUUGAAAGAAUAGGCUUUUAGAGAUACAGAUGGAUAAACAGUGGCCUGUGAUUCAGGGAGGAAAAGGAAAGACAUUACCAAUCUAUCGGCUUGUCAUGAAUGCCCAAAGAUGAUAAAGCUCCUCUGAGUGCACAGAGAACGUGGGAUUCUUUUUAUUUUUUCCUUCGGUGGAAAACGGUUUUGCAUAUUCAUUCAGAAGAGAAUCCCACAAUGUGCAUUAGAGAAAAUUACUAUCUAAUCUCUUCGAUUUGUGUUGGUUCCUAAUCAGGCUACGGCCAGGCGCUCAUAACAUUCUGCAAUGGAAAAUAGGACUACAGGAAUAGGAUUAUAUCCUAAUAAUUGUAUUUCAGAUAACCCACCCGUAAUCAUACCACAAUCCAGAAUAACAGGCAUUUUAAAGCUUGACAUUUAAAGGAAUACAAUCACAGGGAAAAAAAACAAAAAACAUUUGUCUAUUUUUUUUUCGUCCACAUUCCGGAAUCAUACAUAAGUUUUCUAAGUCACUACUUAUGUUGAGUUUUUCCCCAAAUAAGGUGCUUUGUAAUUGAUAGUAGAGAUUAAGUGCUUGGAGUCAUUACCAUGUAGGAAAGGGAGCCUCUGGGUAGCGACACCCCUGUUAAGUGGAAACGUAGCCUCUGUUAAUAGUCGCUACAGUAUCUCUUGCAGAAUUUCCAAUACCCUAUUUACUACUUCCUCAAGAGGGAACGUUCGUCAUAAGACUUUAGAAGCGCAUAACCAAUGAGAUGCUGCACCGUGAUCAUGUGACAGGUUACUUGAAGAGGGAGUGGAUGCAGAGGCCUCAGGCAUGCCUUGCCCAAUAAAAGAAAUGAAUUAGUUAUUAUGUGGGAAGAGCAACCAUUUGUGGGUGGGGGUAAUAAAUGGUUCUGUGAAAAUGGCUGAAUACUUUGUUCAGGAAUAGGAAAAAAAUGUAUUGUACUAAAAAGAAAUUGAAACUGCAUUAACGUAGGUAAACUUUUAAUUCCUAACUAAUAAAACAAUAUUUAACUUUUAUUUCCUUAAUGCACAUGCUGGUUUA